UCAGUUUCUCGUCAGUGGGGCGUUUCAUUUCUCACUAGAAAAUCUCAGUCAAUUAAUUUGUGGAGAACUGAGGAAACCUCACCUCUGGCAUCUUGCAAAGUCCUUAUUACUAUUGACCCCUUUUCACCCCCAAUAUAUAAUUGCUGACUUUGUAUUUAUUAUGAAAAGAAAGAAAAAAAGAAAAGACCAGGCAAAGCAAUGGAGGCAUUUUAUUUGAAAUUCCCAGGAGCUGCCACUGAGUAAGAUGGCUCUAGGAUGUCACACUUAACCUGAUCACUAAUUCUAGUGGAAUCUCAGAACCUCGGCAUUACUUCUGAAAGGUGUUUCAUGAUGGAUAAAACUACUCCAGUACCCAACAUGGAUCCAUCUGUGGCAAACAGCAGUAAGUCACAGUUUUUGCCCUUUGAAUCCUGCCAGCCGUCUCUCCCUGCAUUCUUGUUGCUCAUCAUAGCAUAUGCUGUAGUCAUGCUGGUCGGACUUCUGGGCAACCUUUGCCUAAUUAUCAUCAUCAAGAAACAAAAAGAAAAUCAAAAUGUAACUAAUGUUUUGAUUGCAAACCUCUCCAUAUCUGAUAUCUUCAUUUGCGUCAUGUGUAUUCCUUUUACUGUUGCAUAUACUUGGAUGGAUUACUGGGUUUUUGGUGAAGCUAUGUGUAAAAUAACUGCUUUUGUGCAAAGUAUGUCUGUCUCCGUUUCUACGUUUUCACUUGUAUUAAUUGCAGUUGAGAGGCAUCAGUUAAUAGUGAACCCACGUGGUUGGAAGCCCAAUGUUUCACAUGCAUUCUGGGGAAUUGUCUUCAUUUGGGCAUUUUCUGUAAUAAUAUCCACUCCCUUCUUGAUAUUUUACCAAGUUUCUGAUGACCCCCUGCGAAACCUCUCUUCCCACAGUGAGAGCUAUGCCAACAAAAUUGUCUGCAUUGAGGUGUGGCCAUCCAUCGAAGAACAGCUGGGCUUCACCACCACCAUGUUAGUUUUCCAGUACUUCUUUCCCCUAGGGUUCAUUUUCAUCUGUUAUCUAAAGAUAUUUGUGUGCCUGCAGAAGCGGUACAGUAAAGUGGAUAAGUUAAGGGAGAAUGGGAGCAGGUUAAAUGAAAAUAGAAGGAUUAAUAUUAUGUUAAUUUCAAUUGUUGUGACGUUUGGGGCCUGCUGGUUACCUCUGCACAUAUUUAACAUUGUGUUUGACUGGAAUUAUGAAACCUUGAUGCAUUGCCACCACAAUGUGGUCUUUACCUUGUGCCACUUGGUAGCCAUGAUCUCAACAUGUGUUAAUCCCAUUUUUUAUGGAUUCCUCAACAAGAAUUUUCAAAAAGAUAUGAUUAUUCUGCUUCACAACUUCAGAUGCUUGGAAUCUCAAGAGAUAUAUGAGAACAUUGCCCUUUCAACUCUGAACACUGAUAUGUCCAGGGGAUCCCUGAAAUUCAGCAGCAUGCCUGCAAACAUCUGAAGCAACUUUCCAAUCCUUUCCAUAUUUUUCAACUGAUCUACGUAUUGUAUUGCUGAAUUCCUCUUAUGGGGAAGUGUGCUUUUUGGGUGAUGAAAUCAAAGGCCUAGUACCUGUUUUGUUAGAAGCAGACACAGAGCCUAACGGAUCUUCCACAUGAAUAAAGCAAAAAUUAUGUAUUAAA
This is a messenger RNA of Candoia aspera, 1624 nucleotides long. RefSeq names its product neuropeptide Y receptor type 6-like. Gene Ontology annotation, molecular function: neuropeptide binding; neuropeptide Y receptor activity. The record is from RefSeq and is a predicted model, not a curated record. Gene Ontology annotation, biological process: G protein-coupled receptor signaling pathway. Gene Ontology annotation, cellular component: plasma membrane; neuron projection. Lineage: Eukaryota; Metazoa; Chordata; Lepidosauria; Squamata; Candoiidae. The coding region runs from base 328 to 1443 and encodes 371 amino acids. The transcript has 3 exons.